Didymosphaeria variabile is the source of this 1623-nucleotide messenger RNA. RefSeq lists its product as uncharacterized. Gene Ontology annotation, molecular function: heme binding; oxidoreductase activity, acting on paired donors, with incorporation or reduction of molecular oxygen; monooxygenase activity. NCBI's taxonomy places the organism in Eukaryota, Fungi, Ascomycota, Dothideomycetes, Pleosporales, Didymosphaeriaceae. Bases 1 to 1623 code for a protein of 540 amino acids. The transcript has 3 exons. The record is from RefSeq and is a predicted model, not a curated record.
AUGGCUUCUGCCCCUCUUUCAGUACUAGUGCUGCUGGCCGCUCUAGUCGGUUACUUCUUCUUCAAGCUGAGAAAGAACCGGCUGAUGAUUAGGAGGCUCCAACAAGCUGGUUUGGAUAUGCCAUCUGACCAUAGCUUCAUCUGGGGUCAUCUACCUCAGAUGGCGCACGCUCAGAAAGCUUUCCCUGCUACGGCGAGUCACGACUACGGAGUAGCAGCCCUUGCGAAACCCUUCACAAAUGGUGUUUUCAUCAUUGACACCUGGCCCUUCAGUCUGCCUCUUCUGGUCAUCAGCACCCCCACCGCUGCUAAUGCUCUGCAAAAGUAUAGUUCUUCUCUCGUCAAGCCAGAGGACGUGAACGGACCGCUGAAUACGCUUUGUGCGGGGUCUAGCAUGAUGACCAUGCCUGAAGAUCAGUGGAAGCAGUGGAGGGUGUUGUUCAAUCCUAGCUUUAGCAUCACCUACCUCACACAGCUGGCACCGACAGUCGCAGGUGAAGUGUCAAUAUUCUGCGAGAAGCUGAGGGAAGUGGCGAAAGGAGGCAAACCAACGCUACUAGAACCGCUGGCCUCGCGGCUAACAAUUGAUGUUGUUGGAAGAAUCUCCUUUGGCGAGUCCAUGGGCCAUCAACACCAAGAUCAUCCAAUUGCUGCAACUAUUCGGAGUCAAGCUAAGUGGAUAAGCUUCUCUCCCAUCGUCGAGCCCUGGACCAUGCUCAACCCGAAAAGACCAUUCAUCCUGUGGAACAACAACCGUCUCUUCACGAAACACAUCGGUGCGGUAAUCGACAAACGAUUUGCCGAGGUCAAAGCUGCCACAAAAGUGAAGUCAAACGCAAAAGCAAAAGCAUUACUCCCUGCAGCUCUCGAAAACUAUAUGAGCGACGCUCGCACCCGCGGUGAAUCACCUGAUCGCUUGGAUCCUAGCUUCAAAUCAUCUUUGCUCAGUAAUAUGAUCAUCUUUAUGGUGGCAGGGCAUGAAACGUCAAGCACAACAAUAUGCAUGUGCAUGCACAGUCUGGCUACCAACCCCGAAUGCCUAGCCCGAAUUAGGGCAGAGCACGAUGCGGUCUUCGGUACUGAUAUCUCCACAACACACAUCAUGAGCGUUAUUCAGCAGGAGCCUGAACGUGUCAACCAACUACCCUACACUUUAGCCGUCAUCAAAGAAACUCUACGAUUGUAUCCUCCGGUCUCCGGUAUCCGUAUGGGGUCCCCGGAUGUCAGCCUUCCCGACGACUCUGGCAAACUGUUUCCUACUGGUGGCGUCAAGAUCUGGACCAACCACACUUCAAUGCAUCUGAAUGAGAAGUACUGGCUAGAGGCUGAGAGAUUUCUCCCAGAACGCUGGCUUGCAAAAGAAGGCGAUCGCUUGUACCCUACGAAAGGAGCUUGGCGACCAUUCGAGCAUGGAAGUCGCAACUGUAUCGGCCAAGCGCUUGCGCUCAUCGAAUUGAAAUUGGUUUUGGUGAUGACACUACGGGAAUUCGAUUUCGAACCUACGUAUGCUGCGGACGGUGGCGAGAUCUUCGGGACUAAGGCAUGGAUAUCAGGGAAUCAGGGAGUUGGAGGGGUGCCGAAUCAGGAGUAUCCAGUUCGCGUUCGGCUUGCCAACAGGAUCUGA